Molecule: messenger RNA, 1080 nt
Organism: Striga asiatica
Lineage: Eukaryota; Viridiplantae; Streptophyta; Magnoliopsida; Lamiales; Orobanchaceae
Source: the annotation of a GenBank genome assembly
AUGGAGACGAGCCGAGCUGAAGCGGAGCGUCUCCUUGGCAUCGCCGAGAAGCUCCUCCGUAACAAGGACUACGGCGGCUGCAGGGACUUCGCCAUUCUGGCUCAGGAGACGGAGCCGUUGCUCGAGGGCUCCGAUCAGAUCCUGGCUGUGGCUGAGGUCCUACUGGCCGCUGAUAACAAGCGGCUCAGCAUUAGCCAGCCGGAUUGGUACGCCGUUCUCCAGAUCCCGCAGCGGACCGAGGAAGCCGAUGUGAUCAAGAAGCAGUACCGGCGGCUCGCGCUCCUCCUCCACCCGGACAAGAACAAGUUCCCCUUCUCCGACUCUGCUUUCCGGCUAGUAGCGGACUCGUGGGCCGUGCUCUCAGAUCCAACCAAAAAGGCGGCCUACGACGGCGAAUUAGUCUCCCGAUUCACCAAGGUAGAUCUCGUCGCCGCGAAAAAGCAGCAGUUUAAUCAACCGAAAAGGCAGCAGGAGGCUAGGGGAGACAACUCGCACCAGAAGCUUCCCGUCCGCCGCAGCGCGAGAGGUACAGGCGGCGCCUGCGAAGGCUCCACCGCCGCUGCCGCCGCCGCCGACGGAGGUGCCGGUGCUGGAGUGAAGGAGACCGCCAGCGCAAACCCUAGCUUGGCGGGGAACUUCUGGACGGCAUGCCCUUAUUGCUACAAUCUGUUCGAGUACCCAAGGGUUUACGAGGGCUGCUGCGUGAGGUGUGAUAACGAGAACUGCAGGAGGUCUUUCACGGCCACCCCAAUCCUUUCUAUGCCGCCCAUGGUGCCGGGGUCCGAGGCUUAUUACUGCUGCUGGGGGUUUUUCCCCAUGGGGUUUACGGGAAAGGGAAAUGAGCUUCCAAAAUGGAUGCCGCCAAUGUUUGGGGACAGUGAUGUGACAGCAGCACCGAAGCCACAGGCAGCUCCGAUCAAUACCCCAUCUCCACCUCCAUCUACUCAUACUCAGCCACAGGCAGCCCCAACCCAUUCCCCACCUCCACCUCCAUCUACUCAAACUCCGCCACAGCCACCGCAGAAUGCACCACCAGUUGCAGCUGUGAGAAAGAGGGGCAGGCCAAGGAAGAAUGUCUAG